Molecule: messenger RNA, 2163 nt
Organism: Syngnathus typhle (broad-nosed pipefish)
Lineage: Eukaryota; Metazoa; Chordata; Actinopteri; Syngnathiformes; Syngnathidae
Gene: mep1bb
Product: meprin A subunit beta b
Exons: 14
Coding region: 1-2163 (720 amino acids)
Biological process (GO): proteolysis
Cellular component (GO): membrane
Molecular function (GO): zinc ion binding; metalloendopeptidase activity; protein binding
Source: RefSeq, a predicted model, not a curated record
AUGGCGGGAGGAACAUGUGUGGUCGUAUCAUGGGUGCUUCACAUCGCUCUUUUGUUGCGUGGCGCCGCACUGUGCAUGCCCACAGAAAUAUUACCGGAUUUUGAUGUCGAUGGUGGACGAGACCUCGACAUUUUUGAAAUCAAUGAAGAAGCAGGAUUAAAUCUGGUAGAAGGCGACAUUGUGCUUGGCGAGAAACAAAGUCGGAACUCCAUAAUAGGUGAACAGUACAGGUGGCCCACGACUAUCCCGUACCACAUGGGGGAUGACCUUGAAAUCAAUGCAAAAGGUGUGAUCCUGAAGGCUUUUGAGCAAUACCGCCUGAAGACCUGCAUCGACUUCAAACCGUGGAGCGGAGAACCAAAUUACAUCAGCAUCUUCAAAGGAAGCGGGUGCUUCUCCUCGGUGGGCAACCGGCGCGUCGGGAAGCAGCGGCUGUCUAUCGGGAACAACUGCGACCGCAUCGCCACCAUCGAACAUGAGUUCUUGCACGCGUUGGGCUUCUGGCACGAGCAGUCCAGAGCGGACCGGGACGACUACGUGGAAAUUAUGUGGGACCGCAUCACAGAGGGUCGAGAGAACAACUUCAACAUUUACAACGACACCACCUCCAGCUCACUGGGCAUCCCCUACGACUACGGUUCCAUGAUGCACUACAGCAAGACGGCUUUUCGAAACGGCUCGGAGCCCACCAUCGUCACCAAAAUCCCCGCCUUCGCCGACGUCAUCGGCCAGAGGAUGGAGUUCAGCGACAACGACCUGCUCAAGCUCUCCCGCCUCUACAACUGCACUCGGGGCUCCACCUUUCUGGAUUCCUGCGACUUUGAACGGGAAAACAUCUGCGGGAUGAUUCAGGGAGCCGGCGACCAGCAGGACUGGCACAGGUUAUCCAAGGCGGCAGGCGGCCCUGACACGGAUUACUCCAACAUGGGCAAAUGCAGCGGUUCUGGCUAUUUCAUGCACUUCAACACGAGCGAGGGCAACACCGGCGACACGGCCCUUCUCGAGAGCCGAAUCCUGUACCCCAAGCGAGGUUUUCAAUGUCUGCAGUUCUUCUUCUAUAACAGCGGUGGCCCCAAUGAUUCGCUCAAGAUCUUGGCGCGGGAGUACGACACAGCUAACCCUGCUGGGAAACUGCGUUUGAUCACCACUAUUGAUGGACCCCCUCAGGACCUGUGGCAGCUUCACCACGUCAGCCUGAACGUCACAAAGAAGUUCCGCGUGGUCUUCCAGGGAACCAAAGAAGGUGGGGGACCACCUUCAGGCGGAUUGUCUCUGGACGACAUCAACAUCUCGGAGACGGUGUGUCCCGAGUUUGCGUGGCGUGUGAAGAACUUCAGGCACGUGUUGGAGAACACCCCAGCAGGCGAGGCCUUCUAUAGCCCACCCUUCACCUCCAAGGAGGGCUACAGCUUCCAAAUGAAACUUUACCCCAACGGGACGAGCACCUCCUCGGCGCAAAUGGCGGCCUACGUGAACCUGGUGGCCCGCGAGGGCGACAGAGUGCAAACGUGGCCUUGCCCCUGGAAGCAAAUGACCAUGAUGCUCAUGGACCAGCACCCUCACAUCCAGAAGCGCAUGUCCAACCAGCGCAGUGUCACCACUGAUCCCAACAAGAUGUCUUCAGGCUCAAACAAGCUCUUCUGGGACGACCCUCGAAAGGUGGGCGUGGCGGUGACCGACGCGGACGGCUCAACGUACUUCAGAGGGCCGGGCAGCGGUACCAAGGUGUACCUGACCCACCUGAGAGCCAAGAGCAGGGAUUUCAUCAAGGGAGGGGACGCCAUCUUUCUCCUCAGCAUGGAGGACGUGUCUCAUCUGACUACAAGCCAACCGUUGCCCAGCACCACGAGCGAGCCACAAGCCACCGCUUCAUCCCCCCCUGGAGUCUGCGCACAGUGCCAGAAUGGCGGCGUGUGCGUGCAGGAAAACGGGAAGCCUGUUUGCAAGUGUGCCGUGGGGCCCGACUGGUGGUUCUACGGCGACAGCUGCCAGCAUAAAGGCUCGACGGCGGACAACAGCAUCCUCGCAUUGGCCUCCUCGCUGUCCGUGCUGGGCGUCAUGCUGGUGGUGACGGUGACCACCGCCGUUUGCCUGAAGAAGAAGUACAAAAAGCAGCGUUAUGAAAACAACCUCGUCAUGGGGAACAGGGGCAUAAUAGCAUGA